Messenger RNA from Pelagomonas calceolata, 1846 nucleotides. The record is from the annotation of a GenBank genome assembly. Lineage: Eukaryota; Pelagophyceae; Pelagomonadales; Pelagomonadaceae.
AGCCUAAUUAGCAAGCGGCCAAGCCCUCCAAUUAAGGGCCAUCAGAAGUCGGAAGUGUCAUUCGCGUCUCGCAUUAAUCGUUGCCCGGCCAGAGAACCCAGCUCCGCCGCGACCGAGCACCGCUGUGGCCACAAGCAGCCACAAGCAGCCUGGCGCCGACCGAGCGCACGCGACUCAUGGAGGCCGAGGAACGACCGCCGCUGAGCGGCGCGUUAGUCCUGCUGACGGUCUUCGCCGUGCUCGGCGGUUUCUUGUUUGGCUACGACACGGGCGUCGUCUCCGGCGCCGAGGUCUUCGUCCAGAACGACCUAGGCCUGAGCGACGCGAAGAUCCAGGUCGUGGUCAGCGUGACCGUGCUCUUCGCCGCCGUCGGCAGCGCGCUCGCGGGCGCGCCGCUGCAGGCGCGCGGCCGGAAGCCCGUGAUCAUGGUUGCGUCGUGUUUUUAUUGUGUCGGGUCGCUGACGGUCGCGGCCGCGCGCGGCUUCGGCGAAUUGGUGGCGGGCCGCGUCGUGCUGGGGUUAGGAGUUGGGCUGUCGUCGAUGGCGAUUCCGGUGUAUGUGGCCGAGGCGUCGCCGGCCGAGCUCCGCGGGCGCCUCGUGUCGUGCUACAAUUUGUUCAUCGUGCUCGGCCAGGCGGCGGCGUGCGGCGUCAAUAUUGUCUGCGGGACGUAUCUAGGAACAUCAUCGAGGUGGCGCGUGAGCAUGGGCGUCGCCGCGGCCCCGGCGUUUCUCCAACUUGUAGGCUUCUUCUACCUCCCGGAGUCGCCGCGUUGGCUCGCGCAGACCGGAGACGUGGACGGCGCGGCGCGCGUCCUGGAGACGCUGCGCGGGCGCGCGGCCUCCUCCGAAACUAUCGAGCGGGACCUGCAGCAGCUGCGGGCGAUGGAGCCGGAGGACGUCGGCGACUGCGCCCAGGGCCUCAGCGAAGUGCGACGGACGCCGCACCUACGAGCGACGUUCGGCCUCGGCUUGGGCCUCAUGGCGCUGCAGCAGUUCUCGGGGGUCAACACGAUCAUGUACUACGGUGCGGCCAUUUUAAUCAUGUGCGGCUUCGAGGAGAAGGACUCGGUCGCGCUGACCGCCGUGCUGGCGCUCGCGCAGGGGCUGGGCAUCGUCGUCUCGCUGCCGCUCUGGGAGAGGUGCGGGCGCCGCCGGCUCCUCAUCCCGUCGGCCCUGGCGGCGGCGGCGGCGAUGGCGUGCGUCGCCCUGGCUUUUUGGGCAGGUAUAGACACGUACAAGUACGUCGGCCUCCUCGGCGUCGUCACCUACCUCGUAGGCUUCGGCCUCGGGCUGUCGAGCGGCCCGUGGGUCGUCAACGCGGAGAUCUACCCGACGCGCCUGCGGGGCCUCGGCCAGGCGUCCGCGUGCACGGCGAACUGGGCCGCGAACUACGUCGUGGCGGCCUGUGUGGAAAUCAAACCAGUGCGUCGGGUGUAUUCUUCACUAAGUCAUUUCUUGGCGAAGACGCGGCCGACCUGGCUCGGUCGAGCGGCUAGGAACCGGCAUCGCCACGCCAUCGAGCAGGCGUCGCAUCGAUGGCGUGGAGGACGGCACGGCGAUCCAGCACAAACGCGCCGUAACAUUUUGAUUUCCACACAGGUCGCGGCGACGUUCCUGUCGCUGUGCAAGGCGCUCGGCCAGGCGUCGACCUUCGCGCUUUUGAGUUGCAUAUCGCUCGCGGGCGCCGCCUGGCUGCACGGGGCCCUGCCGGAGACGGCCGGCCGGUCCCUCGAGGAGAUCGAGGACCUCUUUCGCGCGCGCUCCUACGGGCAAGUCCGCACGGCCGACGAGGACGAGGUCCGGAACCCGCUCGGCGACGACGAGGCCAUGUAGUUUGUUAUUUAUGU